This is a messenger RNA of Frieseomelitta varia, 5090 nucleotides long. RefSeq names its product thrombospondin type-1 domain-containing protein 4-like. The transcript is spliced from 19 exons. Gene Ontology annotation, molecular function: metalloendopeptidase activity. The coding region runs from base 534 to 3191 and encodes 885 amino acids. The record is from RefSeq and is a predicted model, not a curated record. Lineage: Eukaryota; Metazoa; Arthropoda; Insecta; Hymenoptera; Apidae. Gene Ontology annotation, cellular component: extracellular matrix. Gene Ontology annotation, biological process: extracellular matrix organization.
AUCAUUCCUGUCGCGGCUGCGCCAGCUCGUGAGCGCGCAAACGUGAGUCUGCUCUCGGCUUUCCUCUUUGGAGUUCCCUUGCCGGAUGAUUGCGCGCCAACACCUGACUUCUUUCGCGUUUCAUUCGCAUCGAUUUUUCACCGUUUGAAAAUCGUCGUCGUGUCGGCGAAAUCGUGUACUGGCGCCAUCAGUGCGGUUUCCAAAGAAUUCGUACUCGUACAUGCAACACGGCUCGUCGAUCACGUCGACUAGUGGUCGAUGGUGAACGCGGGAAACGCGGGAGUUAGUUCUCGAUAACGUUCGAUCUUGUUUUCUUGUACUUGUUUUCUUUUUCUUUUUUUUUUUCUAACGGAGAUAGAGAAAGUAUUGAUCGCGAUCGGGCGAGUUCUUUCUUCCCGCGGGCGACUCGUGUUUCUUGGGAAAUGUGUGCCACGUGUAGUGAGCCCGCGAAUCCACCUGCUGUACCUACCUAUCGAAUGGGAUUGGAUGAAGUCCAUGCACGACGGAUGGCCUGAGCCUCGGAGCAAAUCUUCAUGGAUCGUUCACGAAAAUCGAGAAAUGACCGGUCGCCGUGGUGUCCCGCGGAAGUGCCGCGGCGCCGACGAUGCGCGCCGCGACCCGCCAACAUCGCCAACAUCAGGAGUUUCGGAUCGUUUCUAGCUUUGACAAUGUUGACUGCGGCCAGUGUCUCUUCUACCCACGUGCCUGACAAGUAUCCCAUCGAGGUCUAUCACAUGCUGCGGGAGAAGACUCAAUUCGCUCUUGGUCGAGAUAAUCGCAUAAGAGGAACCUGGGGCCCGUGGAGCGCUUGGAGCGAGUGCUCGCGGACUUGUGGCACCGGUAUUCAAUCUCAGUCCCGCGAAUGUGUACCGUAUCAGCGACUGUUAAGGAAACGGAGCAUUAUCUCGGAGAACGGCACACGCAGCAACUCGCGUCCCAUUUGCAUUGGUACAUAUAAGCGAUACCACACGUGCAACACGCAGAAAUGUCCAAACUUCCCGGAGGAUUUGCGGGCCGAACAAUGUGCCAAGUACAACGGAAGAAACUACAAGGGCGAGAGCUACGAUUGGGUACCAUUCCUGGACGCGCCGAAUUCCUGCGCGCUCAAUUGCCGCGCCGUUGGCGAGCGUUUUUAUGCAACGCUUGAACCGGCAGUAAUGGACGGCACACCCUGCGACGCUCCGAAUCUUCGUGGACAUAAUGCCGGAAUUUCUAUGGAACGUACAGACCGAUGGCUCUGUGUCGCCGGACAAUGCAAGCCGGUGGGUUGCGACGGUGUGGUAGGUUCCGGCGUCACGAUGGACGCUUGUGGUGUCUGCGGUGGUCAGGGUAAAGGUUGUAGACUGUACGAGGGCAUUUUUAUGGAACCAAUCCUGCCGCGGGGUCAUCAACCCGUAACCACUGUACCGAAAGGAGCCAUGUCUCUCAACAUCUCGGAACUACGUUUCAGUAGCAAUUUCCUAGCGUUGAGAGACAGCAACGGUAGUUACAUCCUGAACGGACCCUUGGCUUACAGUCCAAGCGGCACUUAUAAAGCGGCUGGCACGACAUUAACAUACCAGAGGGGUGACAGAAACCGCAUGGAGUGUAUCUUGGCGACCGGGCCACUGAACGAUUCUUUGCAUUUAGAGAUUCUGGCGCAGGAAAUGAACCCUGGUGUGCUUUACAAGUAUAUGAUGCCGUUUGGUGAGAAGCCAGCGAUAGCCCCGCCACUUUUUGCGACAGGAUCCAUCGAUCGUGGCAACGAGAUCCCCGAGUCGGAUGGUCGCGUCGGUCUGACGAUUCCAGUAACCAGAAUAUCCAAUCAGAAAGCAGACUUAUCACCGACAAUUCGCAAUCAAGAUCGAGCACGGGCUCGUGAGAGGGGACGGAAGGAAGAGAUGAAGCAUUCACCGACCACUGUGAUGGCCGGUGACCAGCCAAAGUGGAAGAACAAAAAAAAGAAACGUCUGCGAUUCUCCUGGAAGGUUGAACUGACUCCUUGCUCCAAGGAGUGCGGAGGAGGCGUUCAGACGGCGAUCUUCAAGUGCGUCCGCGAGAACAAGCAGGUGAUCGUGAACGACAAGCGUUGUCGCAACGUGGGAAAACCGCAACAGCCAGCCCCGUUGCGUUGCAACGACAACCCUUGUCCACCUAGGUGGAGGGCCGAGCCGUGGGGCGAAUGCUCGGUCACCUGCGGCACUGGGAAAAGGACCCGAAAAUUGGAGUGCGUGCAGGAACUGAACGCGAACUUGACAAUGCGACUAGCAGCCGGUGCGUGCGUACAACCACCUGACCUUAGAACCGUGGAAACAUGUACGAAACCGGCUUGCACGAACAGCCCGGAGUUGAGGCACAUGCACUCUCAACACGAUACACCCAGAUGGGACGUCGGCGCUUGGGGUCCAUGCUCGACAACGUGCGGGAUGGGAACUCGUAACCGGACGGUGACCUGCAUCACGCCGGGAGACGCUUGUUCCGCGUUCAACAAACCCGAGUCUCAGAAAACCUGCGAAUCUGCGCCUUGUAUACACAUCGGUAUGGAGCAUCGAGCACCUUGGCUCUACUCGGAAUGGUCGUCCAAGUGCUCGGCAGAGUGUGGUAGCGGAGUAGAGACAAGGCGAGUGGCCUGCGCCGAUGGCAGCGAGCUAUUCUGCAAUCCCAAAGAGAAGCCGGAAACGGAGAGGCAGUGUUUCGGAAGAGGAUCGAACUGCGACAGCGCGAAGUGGUUUACCGGUCCAUGGACAUUCUGUUCGGUGUCUUGCGGAAUGGGUGUCCAGUAUCGAGAAGUCCUUUGCGUCGCAAGGACGAACAACGAAUUCGUCGUGUUGCCGGCGAGCAAUUGCAGCGGCUCGAGGCCAGUAAACGAGCAAGUAUGCAGAGCGAGCGCGUGCACACCGACAUGGUUCACCUCGAACUGGUCGAAGUGUUCGGUGACGUGCGGAACCGGCGUGCAAACCAGGCUGGUUCGGUGUAUCCACGAGGGUGUCGGCAACUCGAAUUGUGAAGACGCUGCGAGACCUAGCGACCAACAGCAGUGCGAUCUGGACCCGUGUAAAAAGGAACCUUCGUCGUCGAGCAAACCACCGAAAAAAGCUUACGAGGCGUCGUCAGAGUGCGUCGACAAGUAUCCAAAUUGCGCACUGGUCGUGAAGAGCGGUUUGUGCCGGAUCAAGUACUACAAGUAUUCAUGCUGUCGAUGCCGCGAAUAGUCAGUUCGACAAUACGACAACGAGCCAUUAUUUCAGGCAGGUUCAAUCGUUCACGGUCGCGGCCGUUUUGUGUUUGAUCAAACUCGUUGUUUUCCUUCCUUGGUUAAAUGUAAACGGGGAGGAUGAACGGGGGAGCUCGGCGAGCAAUAAGACUGUGACAAAGAAAACGACCGUAUUACGUGUAAUUUUAUUUAACUGGAUGAUCAGCUAAUCCCGCGUAGCUUUAUAUCUUCUGUUGUUAUCUUACUCUAGCGCAGUAUGCUGCGGAAGAACGAUUACUUCAUUCCCCCCCCCCCCCCCCCCCCACGAGAACCGUUCUCGACCCGGAAACUGGGAUAGUAGGUGAAAAUUCGCUAGUAAAAUUCGCAGAGGAAUCAACUAGUCGUUCGAAGAAUAGACGAGCAGACGUUUGUAAAACGGAACGCGGAGAGCAUGAUGUGUCUGUGUACCAGAAACUCGUAUCGUACGGCAUGUAAUGCACGUGUGUUUUACGUGUGUAGAUAUCUGUCUGUGUGGCCGCGUGAACAGCUAGCUGCAGGGCCGUAGUUUUGUCAAUGCAUCGAUCUUGACCUUGUGCUCCAAUUCCGUCGCGUUCCAAGACCGAUGACACCGAUAGCUUGACUUCGAAACCUCGUGCACAUACACGUCGUACACGUCGGGAAUGAGAGCGAAGCAAAAACACGUGAGUAUCGAUAAAGGCUACAUAGGUGGGAGGUUAUCGAAUUUUUCCCAAAUGUUGCGAGAUAUCGUGAAUUAAGUAGGGGCCGAUAAAUACCCAUUCGAUCGUCGACAAGGAACACAGGGGAUUAUCAUUGUUACGUCCCUGGAUGAGUUGCGAUCCGAUUUGCAUGCGCGUUCGACGCGAAACCUGUACGCCCAUGUAACCAUUUAGGUAAACCUGCGGGCUUGUGCCCGGACAAGCGUGGACACGCGAAACGAAACGAGCUCCGAGUGUGUGUACAACUAACAUACGAGCUGUCUGCAGUGUCUCUCCGCGAAAAGAAGAAGCAAAACGCGUCGAUCGAUACGGCUGCGUGUGCUCUCGAUGCAUUUCGAUAGGUAAGCUGUAUUAGUUGCAAUACGUUAUUUAUGUGCCCGCAUAGGCCAGUCGGGUCCACGAUGGAUGCGAGCCACGGGUAAUUUCUGUCAUCGAGCAUUUAAUUAACAUAUCGCGUCGUACAGAUCCGGUAAUUUUGAUUUACGACUUCGACUUAUUGACAAAUUCAUCCACGACGCAAGGACAGCUCGACGAUCCUGUAUCGGAAGCACGUCGAUGUCCUUUCCCCGCUCGUUACAUUUCUGUCUCGAGGAACAAGUUCCAGAAACGCGUUCCAUGCCUAGGAAAGUAUUUCUAUACGUCGGAAUCGUGCUAACCACGAGGGAAAAAAAAAAAGAAAAAGAAAAAGGUAUCAAGACGUUCGUGUAUUCGUCGUUUCUAUGUGGUCGAUGUCAACUGAUUUGCCCGUUCUUAAUAUGCGAGCAUAGUUGUAGGAUAAUAACUAUAGCAAUGGUAUCGAAUCAAAUAUACGCUUGUCUCUGUGUAGAAAGUAUACUGUAUACGUAGAAUCGAAUUUAAUUUGUCGGUGUCUUUAACUCCGUAGAAGUCACGAGAGGUUUUCCGCGCGUUGUUAAUCGACAAACGAACCGGAGACCUUUACAAAAUAUAGACGUCGAGUUAAGUUUAAGUAGGCAACGUUCCGAAACGAUUAACGGAAACCUCGUGAAAAUUGCGUCGGCAAUCAAUUCUCAGUGUCAAUUAAAUCGUAUUCCGGUUUGCCUUCUCGAUAUCAAGGAAGUCUUGUGCGAGCAACGUUAAUUCCGAAUUUCGCUUUGUGUCCCUCGAGAAGCUGUUCUAAUUUCUGUUGCAAUUCAUUUCAAUAAACUUUCCGUUUUUCCUUG